GGCCACGCCUUCAGGAGUAAGACAUGGUGGUGUCGGAGCUGGCAGCACGCCUCAAUUGCGCCGAAUACAAAAACUGGGUGAAAGCAGGACACUGCUUGCUGCUGCUACGCAGCUGUCUGCAGGGUUUCAUAGACCGCGAAGUGCUCUCCUUCCAUCGUGGACUGCUGGCUGCAGUCCCUGGCCUUGGUCCCCACGCCACCUGCCGCGGCGGUUCCCGGUGCAGCCCUCGCGCUCGUCAGUUUCAGCCUCAGUGUCAGGUGUGCACAGAGUGGAAACGCGAGAUCUUGAGGCAUCACAUGAACAGAAAUGGAGACGUGCACUGGGGAAAUUGCAGGCCUGGCCUCUGGCCCGUGGACCCUUGGGAGGUAGCCAAGGCCUUCAUGCCCCGAGGACUGACUGACAAGCGAGGACCUGAGGAAUGUGAUGCAGUUGCUCUUUUAAGUCUCAUCAACUCCUGCGAUCACUUUGUGGUUGAUCGGAAGAAGGUCACAGAGGUUAUUAAGUGUCGAAAUGAAAUAAUGCACUCUUCAGAGAUGAAAGUUUCAUCUACUUGGCUUCAAGAUUUUCAGAUAAAGAUCCAAAAUUUUCUAAACGAAUUCAAGAAUAUUCCAGAGAUUGUAACGGUAUAUUCCAGAAUAGAACAGCUUUUGACAUCUGACUGGGCUGUUCACAUCCCUGAGGAAGAUGAACGAGAUGGGUGUGAAUUUGAAACAGGAAGUUACUUGAGUGUGAGCCAAAUCCAUGAAAUCGAAAUAGAAUUGCUGAAGGAAAAACUGCAAGAGAUGUAUCUUCAAGCAGCAGAAGAAGAGGUGUUGCCGGAAGAGAUCUCAAAUCAACUGGAUGUGGUGAAAGGGUUUCUGAGAAGCAACACAGAUCUUAGAAGUGGCCUUACAGAAGAUUUGCAGAAGCUAGACACCCUCCAUCUACAGCAUCAAAAACAAACUUCAAAGGAUGCAGGGAGACAGACACCUGAAAGGGAGGCUUGAGGUCCUUGAGAAGACUUCAGGAGUAAAGCAAGAUUUUGCAUUUAUUUUGCAACUUUGUCAAAGAAAAAAAGCCAAUUCCCAACUAGAUCUGAAGUACAAAACAUAGAAUAUUGAUUCACUAACCCACAGAGACCUGGUUUCUAACUGUAGGAAGUUGGAGAUCCAAACCUCUUUCAUUUUAUACCUGUCUAGUUAGUUUGUCCUUAUCAAUUCAGCACACACCAAGUGUCAACCCUGUGCCAGACACUGAAGUAGAUACAAGUGUUAACAAGUGGUGAACUCCAGUCUUGACACUUUUAUCUGCCACUCUGACAGUUCAAAGGUUAUUGUUCAGAGAACUAUACUAGUAGUAACAUUUUAUUGAAUUGAAACAAAAAGGAAGGCCCUUGUUUAAAGAGCUCUGAAGCAGAUGUGAAUGCGGAGGUAUCAGCAUAUCGGCAUCUCUUUUACAGAACUGUACAUCUGUAUGUCCAAAUGGAUGUUCACCAGUAGAGGACCUAUUAAAUAAGGUGGAGAACAUUUGUACUAUGCCACAGAACUAUUCUAAAGAAUGAUCCCAUGCUGAAGUGCAGUGAUAUGAAUUACCUGUGAGGCAUCUAAAGCAAAGAAAUGGUUUGAGAGGGUGGAGUGCAGCUCACUGGUGGGGCGCUUGCUUGCCCAGAAUGUACAAUGCAUUGAAUAGAUUGCUCUUGCACUGCCAAAAGCAAAUAAAAUAGGAAAGCAAAGUAUUUAAUAAUCCCUAGCGCUGUAGUGCCAUUUGUGUUCUGUAAUAACUGAGGUCUGGAAAGGUAUGGUUUGUUUUCCCAGUCUUCUGUGUUAUGUCUCUGAGAGGAAUUGGGGCUUUGGGCAGUAGUCAGAAGGAAUUGAGUUUUUCUGUUUUAUAUAUUCUUUUUUAUAAUAAAAUGCA
Messenger RNA from Arvicanthis niloticus (Nile rat), 1893 nucleotides. NCBI's taxonomy places the organism in Eukaryota, Metazoa, Chordata, Mammalia, Rodentia, Muridae. The record is from RefSeq and is a predicted model, not a curated record.